Molecule: messenger RNA, 3863 nt
Organism: Diceros bicornis minor
Lineage: Eukaryota; Metazoa; Chordata; Mammalia; Perissodactyla; Rhinocerotidae
Gene: SWT1
Product: SWT1 RNA endoribonuclease homolog
Exons: 19
Coding region: 125-3010 (961 amino acids)
Cellular component (GO): nucleus
Source: RefSeq, a predicted model, not a curated record
CCAUUUCCGCGGUGCGUCUCCGUUCCAGCCGUCAACCUCCGAAGCCAACCAAGACUACAAUACCCAGCGUGCACCGCGCCGCCUGGGGGGUGGAGCCGGAGUUCCAAGUCCUUGGAGGAAGUAAAUGGAAAGCUUAACAAACGCUCCUGAACGUUGGAGUGGUAGUCUGGAUCCGAGCAUAGAACUACAUUUCCCAGCGGGCAUCGGGUUCGGGGGGUCCCUUCCACUAGGCCUGGGCCUCCGGAGUCGCCACCGCCGCCGGCGCAAUAAGCUUUUCAAAAUGUCCAACAAAGAAUCUUGUGGAAAAAAGGACAAGUCUCGGAGAAAAGACACCACCUCAUCACCCAACUUUGAUGAAGAAGGUAAGAAAGAGAGAAAAACCCCAGCAAGUUCUACUAGUUCACCUUGCUCUGUAAGAUCUGUUUCAUCAGAGAAGAGAAAACUGAAAUCAGAUCAUAUAGACAUUCUGUAUUGUAAUGUAAAAAGAAGACAAGAACUGAAAAGACUGGAUGUAGAAACUGACACUCCAAGAAAGAGACCAAAAAUCAGUUCUUCAUCCCAAGGACCUGUUAAACUCCAAGAAGCAUCAUCUUCAAAUAACGAUCAAAUUAUUUCACAGAGUCCUUCUUCAAAUGGAACUAAAAAAGAUAUAUGUAAAUGUGUAGAUUUUAAAGUUAAAGAUGUUAAAUUGACAAAUGUUAGGAGUAAGCUUGACCAUGGAAAUAAAAACUUUAGCAGUUCGAAGAUUGCCAAAGAUAUGAAACCUAAAGCUGAAGGCCAGACAAAUGAAAAAAAAUGGGCUCAUUUACUUGCUCAGAAAGAGAAGAUGAAAGAAUGCAGGAAAGAAAGGUACACUAAAUUUAGAGACAGUUCUGAAAAAUGUGUUUUGGAGAAAUGCAAGAGAAUCCAGUUUUCUCAGGAUUAUAAUUCCAACAAGACAAUUAAGGAACCCCUUGAAUCUAGAAGAAGGAAGAUCAGUUUCAAAAUCCCAGUAAAAUCUCAUGAUACUCUCCAGAAGCUUGUAGAAGAAAAUGUCUUCAGUUUAGACUGUAACAAGUCAAAGACUAAGCAGGAGAAAAAUGAAUGCCUGGAAGGCUCCCAGGUUUCAUUAAAUUUGACUAGGCACAAAAGAGAACGUUUAUUUUCAGAUUCCACGUGUAAGCAGACUGUUCAUGCGUCAAGCGGAAAAUAUCAUCAUGAGCAUCAAGAAAGUAGUGAUUCAAGUUCUAGUGAAAACGUAGCUCAGAGUUUUGAAGCACCAUGUUCUUCAGUGUCACUUGAAAGUAUUCAAGAUACAGAUCAAGAGAUGCAGAUAGUAGAAGAGCUUCAUGCUGCACGUGUGGGACAAAGUAUGGAUUUACCUGUGGUUCCACCUUCUGGAGAGUUAACGAGUAUGGAAAUUGACGUGGUGGAAGAUGAUGUACACUCCUCUGCUGGUAUACCUUCAAAUACUGCUUCAGACAAAAAGCUUCUAAUUGUUAUUGACACAAAUAUUCUGAUGAAUCAUCUCAAAUUUGUUAAAAUUUUGAAGACAACAGAAAUCUCAGGUUUUGACACACUUGUGUUAAUAAUUCCCUGGGUGGUUGUGCAAGAGCUAGAUCGUAUGAAGGCAGGAAAACUGCUAAAACAUGCCCAGCACAAAGCUAUACCUGCAGUUCAUUUCAUCAAUGACAGUCUUAAAAAUCAAGAUAGAAAGCUAUGGGGUCAGUCAAUACAACUUGCAUCUCAAAAACUUUAUGGAUUGAGUGAUGAGAACAAUGAUGACCGAGUAUUAAAAUGCUGUCUUCAGUACCAGGAAUUAUUCCCUUGUUCUCUUGUUAUUUUGUGCACGGAUGAUAGAAAUUUAAGAAACAAAGGCCUAAUAAGUGGUGUGAAGUCACUCAGUAAAGAAGAAUUGAGUGCAGAGUUAUUAAACUUAUCUCUGAACACAGAUGUAUGUCAUCAGCCUUGUAUAUCUAAGCAACAAUUGAAAGCAGAAGCAACGUCUUUGGAAAAGAGCUGUGAGGAAGAAUCUACAAAUUCUGGACUGCCCAUUCUACUUGAAAGCAUCGUAUCUGAUCUUGAAAAGUCUCUUGGAACAGCUUUAUCUUCAAUAUUAGAAACAGAAAUGAAAAUUGCUUUUGGAAACCUUUGGAUGGAGAUGCUGUACUUGAAACCACCAUGGACUCUAAUACAUUUAUUACAGUGCUUUAGAAAACAUUGGUUGGCUGUCUUUGGAUUAGUUAUGGAAAAGAACUUGCUUUUAACCAUUGAGAGCCUGUAUGAAAAUCUCUAUAAAGCUGACAAAGCGGUGGAUUUUACAACAGUGAAAUUCCUGCUUCAGGAUUCUAAGAGUUUGUUACAUGCUUUCAGUACAAGGUCAGAUUAUGAUGGUAUUCUUCCACAGGCCUUUGCUCAAGUAAACAAACUACUCCAAACAUUUAUAGAGGUCAAGGCAAAACUUAAGCGAGAUCCUUCAGAAAAUACAGUGGGUAAAAAGAAAGAAGAUACUUCUUUGAUGAAGUCUAAUAACCAGGAAAUCACCAUUUUCUCAGGUUCUCAUCUUCCCCAACCCAACAGGCAUCAAGAAAUCUGGUCUAUCCUAGAGAAUGUUUGGAUUACAAUAUAUCAGAACAGCAUGGAUGUGUUUCAAAGAUUAGGCUCAGAUUCAGCUCUGACUUCUUCAAAAAUAGCAUCAUUUGAAGAAGCAUUUGUAUAUCUUCAAAAGUUAAUGGCAGCUGUGAAGGAUAUUCUUGAAGGAAUUCAGAGGAUUUUGGCCCCCAACAGUAAUUUUCAAGAUGUUGAGACCCUCUAUAACUUCCUAAUCAAGUAUGAGGUAAAUAAAAAUGUCAGAUUUACUGCCCAGGAACUUUAUGAUUGUGUUUCACAGACUGAGUAUCGGGAAAAGUUAACCAUCGGAUGCCGCCAGCUGGUUGAGAUGGAAUAUACCAUGCAGCAGUGCAACGCAUCCGUCUAUAUGGAGGCCAAAAGCAGGGGAUGGUGUGAAGACAUGCUCAACUAUAGGACCUAAGUGCUGAUUUGUAACUUAAAAGAACAACAGAGUACUUUUCAACCUUUUGAGCCAAACCCAAGAGGCUUGUAAGAAAUCUCUCAGGUACAAAAAGAUGAUUGCCUAUUACUGACAAUAUUAAAGUUCCAAAAAGCCUAAUGCAUCCAUUGUGGGAUAAACUGUGGACUCAAUUCUUCUGAAGUUGACAAUACCUCCCUACCUCUACUGCUGGUACUGAGCCCGUACGUCUAAGGAACGAGAGCUGUCUUUGUAGUAAUCUUAGGGCAAGAGCCAUCGUGGCAUCUGAGGAAAGCCUCAGGGCACAGCAGUAGCAUCUCUCUCAACCCUAAAUAUGUGUACAUGACCACAGACACUUCCAAAGCCCAAGAAAGAAUUAGGACAUACCCAUGCUUACCACAUUCUACAAAUAAAAUCUUACUCUGGGCUGUUUUAUGAUCAAACUGUCUUCCAUGUAGACCUAGUGAAUAUAGCACACAUGCCUUCCAUUUCCCCAAGGUAAUGAAUGUAGAAUUUUGACUUCAGCUCCAACUUGCUGUAUAACCUCUUCUCCUCGUCUCUGGGCUUGUCACUUUUCAGGGCAUUUCUAAUGAGAGGAGCAGGGAGACGCCUAGGCUGCAUUUUCUCUUAAAUGUGAAGCAGCGUGGAUUUAUGGGAUUAGGUGGCAGUGACUGCUGCUGCCCCUAGCAAAACCAAAUGUUUAAUUGACUUAUUAUUCGGUUAUACAGUAAGUUGGAAAUCCUUGUUUACUAGAGUAUAUUAUGCUUUUGUUAAUACAUUAGAUUAAAACUAAUUUGGUAUUCUAUUAUAAAUGUUUAUUUUUUUUAAAAAAAGCAAUAAAUUAUUUUUAGUAAGA